GCUUUCAAACCGUUAUUUCACAGAGCUUUGAACACUUCUUUGACAAGACAGGUAAUAAUUGCAUGGAAAGUAUCAGUUAGUCCCUUUAAUCCUGUCUGUACAAUAAAACUCUGCGACUCUCAAGUGAACCAAAUCUGAAGUUUCUGCUGCAUCCUGGAUUGUACUCUUGAUUAAGAAUAUAAAAUCAUCACAUCAUGGAGAUGGCAUUUCUUGUCUCGUUUGGAGGCUCAGUCUCUUAAAUGAACAAAGAGACAAAUAGAUUUGACUAGAGCUCCACACAUUAGCACCAUGGCCUCCUUCAUCCCUCCGAAGGUCAACAAUUUUGUCGCCUGGGAUUAUGUGGUCUUUGCAGCACUCUUUCUCAUUUCUUCUGGCAUAGGAGUCUUUUUUGCAAUCACAGAGAGGAAAAAAACCACUUCCAAUGACUUCUUAGUCGGCGGCAGGCAGAUGACUUGUGGACCAGUAGCUCUGUCACUCACUGCUAGUUUCAUGUCAGCAGUGACUGUGCUGGGAACGCCAGCUGAGGUGUAUCGGCAUGGGGCUUCCUUCAUUCUGUUCUUCCUCGCAUAUAUGUUUGUCAUCAUUUGUACUUCAGAACUUUUCCUACCUGUGUUCUACAGAUCUGGCAUCACAAGCACUUAUGAGGUAAGCACUUUUCACAAAAGUUGUUUCUGUCAAGACACGGAUCUUGACAUUAUAUUUGGAAAUCUGAAGGCAUUUUGACAACAUCAAUGCUGAUUCUUUAAACAUUCUAAUCUUAAAUUGCAUUGCCUGCCAAGCUCAGCAUGGAGGGUGUCAACCUGUCUACAUCAGCUGCCUCCAAUCUGCUACCCUCCAGAUGUAGCUGGAUUGCAACACUCAUCAUCUCGGACCAUUGGCCAUUCUGUCUGGGGUUGGUGGGAGUUACCAGGAGGGUAUCAGAUUGGCAGUGGCUGGUUUAGAUUAAUGUGGUAUGUCAAAAUCAGUACAGUGGUACCUCGGGUUAAGAACUUAAUUCGUUCUGGAGGUCUGUUCUUGACCUGAAACUGUUCUUAACCUGAAGCACCACUUUAGCUAAUGGGGCCUCCUGCUACUGCCGCGCUGCUGGAGCACAAUUUAUGUUCUCAUCCUGAAGCAAAGUUAUUAACCGGAGGUACUGUUUCUGGGUUAGAGGAGUCUGUAACUUGAAGCGUCUGUAACCUGAAGCAUCUGUAACCCGAGGUACCACUGUAAUGACAAUAAAUAGGUAGCUUUAGGUAACUUUAAAUAGGCUUCUAGUUCUGAUGGAAAACCCUUUUUUUAUUGAUAAAGGUUAUUAAGGGUUUGUUGUGGCAAUUUUAUUAUGGGCUGUGAGAAUCUAUAAAACAGCAGAAUGAAAGAAUAAGGGAUAUCCUUCAGUGAAUGAAUAUCUUAAGAUAUGGCACAUUAAAGAAACGGUUUUAUAAACCUGGAAAGAAUGAGAUAUGGUUAUUAGCAAGAUUUUUUAAAAAAUAAAAAAUGUACACAAAUAGGCCUUGCCUGGAUACCAGAUCAAUAAUGAUUCUCUUUCAGAACAGCUAUUUUUGAUACUUCCUGUGCUAUGAACAUUAUAUAGGUUCAGUUGUUUGGAAUAAAGAGAUAGAUAGAUCUACAAAGUGUACCAUUUCUGUAGCUGAGUGUUGUGACAGCUUGCAUCCGUACUUAAAUAUGGAUAUGUAGUAUCAAAUCCUUGAUACAGGGUGUAGCAAGGCUGGCUGAGGUAGACUGAGGCAGCCACCUCAGGCAGUGUCACUACAGUGCUCUGCCUGCCCCUGUUGCUGCUGCUGGAAAAGUGAGGAGACAUGGCACUUCUCCUCACUUCUCGGGCACCACAGCAGGCAGCACCCACCUGCCUGCCACAAGAGAAGCAAGAAGAAGUGACUGCAGCGGUGGCUCCCAGGUUCCAGCAAGAACUCAUGCACAACUCUGACAAGCAAGACUUUGGGGGGAAGGUGAUUGCUACCUGUUUUGCCUCAGGCAGUGCAACACGAUGGGUAAAGACAGUUUAAAUAUGUAGGUACAGAAUUGCUGUGAAGCCAAACUAGAUGUGAUGUGGGAUAUCCAUAAGAACGUAAGUAAAGUCCUAUUGGAUGAGGAUGAAGACCAAUCUAGUCUAGCAUCCUGUUCUCACAAUGCCAACCAGAAGCCAAUGGGAAGCUCACCAGCAGAACCUGAGAAGAGCAGCCCUCUCUCCUCCUGUGGUUUCCAGCAAUGGAUAUUAAGAAACACACCGUCUCUGAUGCUGGUGCAAUAUUACCAUUGUCACAAGUAGAUGCUGAUGGCCCUUAUCCUCCAUGAAUUCACUUAAUCUACUUCUAAAGCUGUCUAAAGUGGUGGCCAGUAUGACAUAUUGUGCGAGCAAAUUCCAAAACUUAACUAUGCUCUGCCAAGAUGUGCUUUCUUUGUCUGUCCCACAUCACGUUUUAAUAUAAAGAGAGGGAGAAAAGCCUCUCUUUUCCCAUGUUCUUAUGUGCUCAUCAGAUAAAAGGCACAUACAACAUUGAUACCUGUCUUUUUUUAAUUCUGCAAAGCUAAUAGCAAUGCAUUCUCCCUCUCUUGUGGAAUUUAGAUUGGAGAAAGAAAAUAAAUAAUAGGCUAGACAUCGUCUCCCUGAUCUUUAAAGCUGGUAUGCAGGGCUGUUAAUCAUGCAUAUCCUAUAUCACAUCUACUUUGGUUGCGUUGAUUUGGACAUUAAAUCACUUAAGACACCAUUAGAGAUUUUUUUUUAUUAAAAAAAGCAGUCCACAUCCAUUCAGAUUAAUGAACACACUUUGACAUAAUUGAAAUAUGCAUUACACUGUUUUAUAUGUGUGUACUGUUUCAUAUAUGAUUUUGUUUAUUCAGUAAUAUCAAAUAUGAUUUAAUACAUAAGUUGCAUUUACUCUAUUCAUCAUUUCUCAUAGUACUUGGAGUUGAGGUUUAACAAGCCCGUUCGCAUGGCUGCAACCAUGAUUUAUAUAGUGCAAACGGUAAGACAUUUUACAUUUCAAUGAGUGGUAUAUGUCAUGGUUUCUAAAUAGUGUGGAGUGAUCUGGUAUGUGUGGCUCUUUUUUGCCCAUCUUCCCAUUUUUGUCUUUGAAACAGCUGACACAGGAUGUGACCGAGAAUGUUCAUAUGUGCAUGGAGAGUGUCUCUAUCUUAGAUGAGGAUGGGAAGUUCUUGCAAUUCUGGACCCUAGGUUACUAUUUGGAAAUGAUCAUGUCUGCAAUAUUAUUUCUCUGGGGGUUUAAUGGUUUUCAUUUUAAUAGAAAGCAUCUAACUCUUCCUUGUCCUCGGGUUGCCAUGGAAUUCUGCAUACAGCAAGAAGAUUUCCUCUUUCUAAAUCAGAGAGUGGGCCUACUGGAAUCAACUGGUGGAAACUGAUCAACAAGACCAUCCUACUUUGCAUUUAUGUAGCACCUUUGGGGUACUCAAAGUAUUUUAGAUGUAUUAGCUUUCCAGCUGCAUGUCAGGAGCAAAGGAACAGUGAACUUCCUGCCUCAAGCCAGGAAAGAACCACUGGCUCCUUCUUCCCAGGGACACAAUGUAUUUUGUAUGGAAAUUUCUGGCAGAUCUCUCAAAGUUUCUGCCCAGAAUGUGGAAUAUUCCACUGUUGUCAAAGACUACACUCAUGUCCAAAAGCAGACUGUGCUUUAUGCAAGCUCAAUGCCAGGAGCCUGACAGACUAAUGACUUUUUAUUUGUUUUAAGAUUCAUCCUGAGGAGAAAUAGUAUGGCUUGCUUCAGCACAGCAGGGAACAUCUGGCAUUAUUUGCACAUUGUGUGCUAUAAAGAGAACAUCCUUCCUUUUUCUCCUUAGAAUUGCAUGGCAGCUUCUAAGAAUGUUCCCUAACAUUGCAAUAAUAGCCACUUCCUGGAAGGAAUCCAAGAGUAAUCUUCACAAAUCACAUGGGUCACAAAUUGCCAGCAUAGAAGGAGGACUCUGUUGAUGUCUAAGGUAGUUUGCAAAGCAAGUGUAAAGCUUAAUUGACUUUACUUAGUGGAUAACCAGAUACAGAUGUCUAUUCAGGGAACUCUCUUGUUUCCCAACACAAUUCCACCUUCCAAAUGAAUUCCAUGCAACUAGAUAGCACCAGCAAUGCACUGAGACUUAGAUGAACUGCUCACCUUACAAAACGUUUAGGUGAUUGUUUGGAGAAUUCUACAGAACUGUCAAAUCCAGUUCAGAGCGAGGUGCUAACUUACCUGGUGUGACACUAUGGGUGAUACCCAGUGCAGACUAGACUCACUGAAGUCCACUGAUUUCAAUGAGUAUACUCUGAACAACACUUAUGUUGGAUAUGCGUAUCAUUUAAUCAGUAGCAGAUGGCACAGGGGGAUAAUGGAGCUCACUUGACAGCUGAGUCGCUGCUUCUUAACAGGGGGAAAGGGGGAGGUGGCAAGGAGGUUGCUGCUGUGCAGAUACAUUGGCAGAAGCACCAAAUUUGCUCUGAUAGUGAAUUUGCCAUUUACCAGAAGGGAGGGAGGCAAGAUGGUAGAGAGGUCUGUGCAGUGGAAAUGCAUUGGCAGGAUUUGAUCCACUGGUUUGCUUGAACCAUGAUGAUCUGCCUGCCACCUUGUCCUUCCCCCUUCUCCUGUCCAGUAAGCAGCAGAUUUUGAAAGGUCAAGUGAGGACUGCCCCAGCCCCCACCCCAUCUGCUCAUGCAUUUAGUACUAUUUCAUAUGGCUGAUACUACAAAAUGAAAUGUGGUUUUGUAUAUGCCUAGGUAUGUUUCUUUAAAGACAUAUACUCUGAAGGUUUAAGUUAAAAGCAACUUGCAAUGAACGUUGCCAGGAGUAAUGGCCAAAUGUUUCCCAAAUUGGCAUUCUGAUUAUGGGACUCUCUCACACCAGAAAAAUGGCUGGCAUCUACAUGGUAUGGUUUUUGACCCUAGCUAAAGACAUCUCUCUCACAAACGCAGUUGAGGACAGUUGAUCAGUGUUGCCCAUUUGUAAUGAGAGACCACUUUCUGUUGUUGCCUUGGUCUGCAUUCAAUGCUGGUUUUAAUGGGUUGUUGUGUAUUAUAGUUUUAAUAAUUGUAUAUGUAUAAACCACCCUGAGGUGGUCAACUGAAGUGCAAGCCUAACCAUGUCUAAAGAUAAAGGUAAAGGUACCCCUGCCCGUUCGGGCCAGUCGUGUCCGACUCUGGGGUUGCGCGCCCAUCUCGCUUAAGAGGCCGGGGGCCAGCGCUGUCCAAAGACACUUCCGGGUCACGUGGCCAGCGUGACAAGCUGCAUCUGGCGAGCCAGUGCAGCACACGGAAAUGUCUACUCAGAAGCAAUUCCAUUUUUUUCAAUGGGCCUUUCUCCCAAGUAAGUGGGCUAGGAAUGCAGUCUUAGUUAGUCUUUAAGGAGCCACAAGACCUUUUCUUCCAAAUCCCUUUGAAUCCUUUUAAGUGUUAUUAUGAUCAAUAUUUACUUAAUUUUUGAUCCCACCUUUCCUGCAAGGAGCUCAGCGUGCAUGGUCCUCUCUCACCUUUUACCCUCAGGGCAACUUUAUGGAAGUGGGCUAGUCUGAGUGAUGGGUCACUGGCCCAGAUGAGUUUCAUAGUUGAAGGGGAUUUUGAGCCCCAAACUCCUGGGGCCUCAUUUGACACUUUAGUCACUGCUCAACACUGCAGUUCAGACUGCUGUAAAUAUUCAUUGCUAUAAACAGAAUAGCCAUUUGCUCAGGUGGAAGCAAAUUUAGAUCACUGGCACUGCAAGCAACUCAACUGGCUAUAGUCAUAUAAAUUUGGGAAAUGUGACGAACUGAGAUGAUAAAAAAGAGUGAGAUAAGUUGUGUUAAAUAACUUAUCUCUGUAUUCGCAUGCAUGCAUGAAUACAUACUCCCCUUUGUGUGUGUGCAUCAGUGCUGGCCAGAGUGAAUAUAUUUAGAUGAAUGGAACCACAGAAUCUGGUGCAGCGAAGAAUCCCUGUGCCCUUUGUUUUGCUUAUCUAUUAGUCUUGGCUCUUUUCUAUGGACAGUUGUCUGUUUAGAACUGGUUUAGUCAAGAUUCCAGUUUGCCCUUUUCAUAUUCUUUCUGAUCCCUUGCAGAUUCUUUACACUGGAGUGGUCGUCUAUGCUCCAGCCCUGGCUCUCAAUCAAGGUGAGUGUCCAGGCCAGCAUGCUAGAGCUUUGCCAAUUGUCACAAUGCAAGAACUGUAAAGCAGAAAUGUGAACACCAAAUGCUCUGAAAAGAUCUAUGUCUGCUCCUGUUACCUUCCCAUUGGCAGCUCUCGCCCUUUUUCUGUGCAGGAUCAUGUUAUUUAUUUGCUAGGUUUUCCUUUUGCUAAAAAGUAACAGGAGGAGAUGUGUACCGAACGUGCUACUCAAGGUCUUGGCAAAGGUCCCGGUUUAGCAUAAUGAUCUAACACCAUGUCAUGUACUUUGAUACUUUCUCUCUUUGCACCCUUCUGUCUUAAUGUCAUCUGUAAUGUGAACAAGGACAAACUGAUGUCCCUCGAAAGGCUAUCGACUUAGGCAGUCUGACACUCCAUCAUUUAGUUUCUAAACCAGAUUUGGUCUGUUCACCAGAGUAAGGAAUUCUCUGCAAAUAGUAUGCAUCAUUCAGAGAAACAAUAAAAUUGAACUUCUCUUAUAAAGGAUGUAAAAGGAGGUAAUGGAAACAGAUAAAUAAAAGCUGUGUCUUUCUUUAUUAUCUAAAAUAAUACAUUUUAGAUUUCAUCAUGUCCCUAGAUGAACCUUGCCUAAUUUUAUUUCCUUUGGUUUUGCAGUGACUGGAUUUAAUCUUUGGGGCUCUGUAUUUGCAACAGGAAUUGUUUGCACCUUCUACUGUACCCUGGUAUGUACUUGACGUACAGUUCAACUCAAAAAGCUUAUAUAACAAGGAUUUUAUAAUUCAGAUUCAUAUUUAUGUUAGUGAGAAAAAAAUGAUCCUGUGCUUUUGUGCGCAGUAAAGGAGAGCUUUUAAUUUCUCAUUAUAAUUUGUUUCAAAAUACUCCGUGAAAUUAUCAGGGCAUGGACGAAGUCUUUUGGUUCAGAUAAACAAGUAAGUGAUAAAUUUCAAUAUAGCCUACAAUCCCUGUAUAGGGAAGACUUAAUGUUUUAUAUAUGUUGGAAGCCACCCAGAGUGGCUGGGGUAACCCAGUCGGAUGGGAGGGGUACAAAUAAUAAAAUUAUUGCUAUUGUUAUUAUUGAGUAAUACACAUUCUCCCAUAAUCAGAGGAUGGAAUCCUAAUCACAAUUUCCUGGGAUUAAGCUUCACUGAACACAGUGGCACAUCUUUCGGAGUCAAUAGGAAUAAAAUUGUGCUGUUGCUUAUACAAAGGAUACCCUUAUGCUGGGGGAAGAGGACAUGAGUGGCCUUUCAGAUGUUUUUGGACUCCUUCAGCCAUAGCUGGCAUGACCAAGGAGGAUGGGAAUUGCAGCUCAAAAACAUCUGGCAGACCACAGGUUAUGCACCCCUGUCUUACGCAGUUGCACAUAGGUAGCAAUUCUCUUGAGCCCUUACCUUGGAGUAAGUCUGAUGGAACAAAAUAGGACUUAUUUGUGAAUAGACUUGAACAGAUGUGUCCUGCUAGUUGACUAGCUGAACAGAAUGUUAUGAAAAGGUGUGAAAAUCACAAAGACACAUUUUUAAAACCUUCCUGAAAUGGUAACUUUUGCAGCAAAUAGCAGAGCCUCUUGAGAAUUCAGUACCGCACUAAUUGAAUUCUUUCCUCCCUCUCUUUCCUCCCUAAAUUGGUUUUCAACAUGACAAGAUCUUGCUAAGGUCUGAACUUUGAUUGGGCUUCUUCCUGUAAUAAACACAAAGUACAUAUAAUUUCUCUCUCUUUGUCUUAGGGAGGAUUAAAAGCGGUCGUCUGGACAGAUGCCUUUCAACUGAUUGUUAUGGUGAUUGGGUUCGUAACAGUAUUGGUUCAAGGAACUAUUAAGAAUGGGGGCCUCACAAACAUUUGGGAAGAUGCCCAGAAUGGCUCUCGCCUCACUAUAUUUGAGUAAGCAGAAUGGGUUCUCAUACUCAGAUCUAUGGACGUGUUUGUUCCUUUGUCAAUAACAGUAUUGUUAAAAGUGGCCAACAAGGAUGGGUCUAUCAUUGUCUACUGUAUAUGGGCAGACUGGAUACUGAAAGGUACUGAGGAGUGUUGUGGAGUACCUUGGGUAAUAAAAACAGCUUUAAAAAGUUUAAAAUGGCACAGAAAAUAACAAAAAAUGAACUGAUGACAUUCAAUCAUUUCUGGAAACUGCAAAUAGUGUGGUCCUGUCAUAUCUUGAAAGGAAUGCUGGUCCAUAGAACAGGGGCAGCCGCACUAAAACUCAUAUUUAAAUUAUUAAAACUUCAGCACAAGGAUUUCCACUUGCACAACAAGACUUCCCCUUCUCCCCCCUCCUAAAUGUGUCCUGGGAGCUCUCCAGAGGAGUUUUGGGGAGAGCACAGGGCACACACAGAGAAAUGGGGGGAAAUCCCAUUUCACAAGCAGAAAUCCUUAUGAGACAUGCUAAUUGGAUACCGCCUUAAGUCAGGAUCCAGCUCAUUGUCUGUUUCAUUGUGGAGAUGUGUAUUUCUUUUCCAUUAAUAAUUUGAGGUAUUAUAGCUGGGAAAAUGUUGUUUAAAUGUUGAGUCAAUUCAUAUUUGAAGUCCCUCCCUCAAAUAAUAAUAAUCAAGGAAGGGAUUGUGUAUGUGGAUUUACAGAGACCUCGCUGCUGUAUUCUUAGAUAUAGUGAUGCUUUUCCAACCGAGUUUAAGUAAAAGGGAUCUAAGUAUUCAAACUGUCUCCAGGAUUGCAGCAUCCUAAACUAACUUAAGGUGUGACGUGUGGAGGCUAAAUGAGUUAUCACCAUUGUGUCUCAUUUAUGUAGCUUUGAUGUUGAUCCCCUGAGAAGACAUACCUUUUGGACAAUUGCCAUAGGAGGGACAUUUACCUGGUUAGGAAUCUAUGGAGUCAAUCAGUCCACAAUGCAAAGAUGCAUUUCCUGCAAAACCGAAAAGCAUGCCAAGGCGUAAGUAGGCAUUAAAUUUAGUUCCAAACUGGAACAUAACUAAAGAGACAUACAGGCAACUGCCCAUUUAUGCGGAGAAGCAUGCACAACUAUUUCUGCAAAUUUCUAAGAAAACGUAUGAGGGUGGAGGGGCCGCACUCAUCUUAUUUACUGUACAAGAUGGCCAAGGGAUCUUUAUUGUUGUUAACAGAAUGGAACCUCGAGGCAUCCUAUAGUCUAAAGGCCAUGGGAUAGAACAGAAGUCUCUCAAUACCACUCACUGUGACCCAGGAAGCACUGGGCCCCCUGUAUCACGGGUGUCUCCUAAGUGCAGCCCAGUCAGUCAUUCAAAAGCAUGCCAUGGUCAAUGUUAACAAAAGCCACUGAGAGGUCCAGGAAAACCAAGAGGGUUUCACUCUCUUCAUCCAUUUUCCAGCACAAGUCAUCCACCAAGGAGACCAAAGCUGGGUUAGAAACCAGACUGGAAUUUGUAUAUUUUCUAUGAAUUAGUGUACGCCACUCAUGUACAUACAGCCAACAUGACUGCCACAAUCUUUGAAAAAGGGGCACUCAUAGUUUUUGGACACAUCUUAUUCUUUCUUUCUUUUAAGUAGCAAACAGGAAUGACUUAUUUUUUAAGACAUAUAACCCCUUUCUCUUUUUCUCUCUUCAGUGCACUGUAUCUAAAUUUACUGGGGCUGUGGGUCAUCCUGACAUGUGCAGUCCUUUCAGGAUUGGUGAUGUAUUCCCAUUUCCAGACCUGUGAUCCUUGGACAGCUGGUUUUAUUUCAGCACCAGAUCAGGUACAGCAACCAAUCAGAUACGUAAAUGCAAUGUGACAUUUUUAAUAUUGGAUGUAUCCGAGAAUACACAUCUGAAUCUUGUUGUUUCCCUUACUGAAAUUCACUCUUUGCUGUACUUCUAAAACUGCACUUCUAAAUGUUGCUAGAGGGUCAGGCUUGGUGGUACUCUCGCCAAAUGAGGGCAGAUACACAUCAUGCCAGGAAGGCUCUUAGGAGGGGUGAUGCUGAAAUUGGGAUAGAAUAAUAGAAUUAUAGAAUUGCAGAGUUGGAAGGGAACCUGAGGGUCAUCUAGUCCAACCUCCUGCAAUGCUCCCUCUGCUUAAAAACAUUGUAAUGUAAUGUUUUUCACUGUUAUUUGUAUAUCAAAUGUUUUGUACCAGGUUAUAUUGCCUCACUGAAAAUAUAUUUCAGAUUGGUUAAGCAUCACCUCACCUCACAUUAUAUUUAAUAUGGCAAACCACCCUGUGAUCUUCAGAUGAAGGGCAUUCUAGAAAUUUAAUAAAUAAUACAGAUAAAAACAAGAACCACUAUAAACAAGGGGGGGGGUGAACAACCAUUAAAUAACAAUCAACAUUGACAGACUCUACUUUGUAGGGUCCCCACAGAACAGCUUUUUGUGCCAUAGAGGAGUGAAUAAACUUUCCUAACCUUCCUUCCUUUCUUUUCUGCCAUCCAGCUAAUGCCGUAUUUUGUUAUGAUCAUCUUUUCCACAACCCCUGGACUACCAGGAUUAUUUGUUGCAUGUGCCUUCAGUGGAACAUUAAGGUCUGUGUUUUAACUGGGUUGCCUCUACUCACAUUUUGUCUGCUGCACUCGGUUUUAAUGGAGGCAAACCAAGCAGAGCAUCGCACAGGGGUUUAGUGUUGGUGGGGCUGCUGCUCUCGAAUCUGCCGCAUCAUUUCUUUCACUCUGCCAACUCCGUCCCUGCAAUGAAAUGCUGCAGUGCUUUGUCUUUUCGUAUGCAAUCCAGCACAGAGCUUGUCAUGUGCUCUGGCAAGCAGAUUUCCACAUAUUUUUUCUCAUCCUAUCUACAAACCACAAUAUGAUCUCUUAGGUACCAAACUAUCAAACAGUGAUUUUCAUGUUAAAAGAACCUCCGGUGUCAGGAAACAUAGAUGAGCAUGCACAAAAGUUAAGCUGGCAAUGGGAAAAUAUGUCACUCCUACUUCCCUGUCUAUUUCUGGUGGAAGAUACUGUGUCAGUCAGGUGUUUGUGAAGAGUAAAAAUCAGACAAGAGCUGGAGACAAUCUGAAUAGGCUGGCAGGGGAGGUGGGGGUAGAUUGGAGUUGUCAACUUUGUGCCCUCUGAGUUGAUGUAUUUUUUAUUUUUAGGUGUGUGUGUGGGGGGGGAAUCAUGGUGAAGUGAUUGUGUUGAUGCUCCCCAUUCUGUUUCAUGCAGAAUGACAUCUUAUCAUACCAUUAAAAAGGCUUUCAAGCAGAGGUGAUGUAAAAUUGCAACCUGCAUAUUAAGUUCUCCUCUCACACAGACAUUCGUAGUUUUCAGAGUUGUGUGAAUCAGCACUCAGGAUUGUUAAUAUCCAAACCAGCAUACUUCAUAGCAGUGCAACCCACUCUGGGACCUGUAGCUAAAUGUGCUCCCACAGGAAGUAGUGAUGGCCAUCAACUUGGAUGGCUUUGAAAGAGGGUUAGAGAAAUUCAACGAGGCCAUCAGUGGCUACUAACCACAAUAUCCAUGUUAUAUGUUCAUUAUCUGAGGCAGUGUGCCUCUGAAUGGCAGAAUCACAAGUGGGAAGAGUGCUGUUGUGCUCAGGUCCUGCUUUCAGGCUUCACAUAGGCAUCUGAUUGACCACUGUGAAAACAGGAUGUUGGACUGGAGAGGCCAUUGGUAGCUCUCCUCAUGUUCUUUUGUGGUUGUGAUGCAGCCAAAGUCCCCACAAUGUGUGUUUUCACUUUUACAGCACUGUGGCUGCAAGUAUAAAUGCUCUGGCAACUGUCACAUUUGAAGAUUUUGUCAAGCACUGCUUACCAAACCUCUCUGAACGUACGAGCACUUGGGUCAGCAAAGGCUUAUGUAGGUACAGUAAAUGGAUUUGAUUCUUCUGAACUGUAAGACCACAAAUAUGCUACUAGAUCUAGUGGGCAAAGUGCUCCUCUUACUAAAAUUAACAGGUCAUUUGCAUGAUUCCAAUAUAUUAGUGGUCAGGGAUUGUGGGAAUUGUAGUCCAAAAACAGCUGGAGACCCAUGUUUGGGAAACCCUGGUUAGAAGAAAGGUGAAUAAGAAGCGACGUUGAUAGAAGUUUAUAAAAUUAUGCAUGGCAUGUGGAAAGCGGAUGGAGAAAACACUACAACUCAAGAACAUCCAAUGAAACUGAAUGCUCAGGGUAGAUAAAAGAAAGUACUUCCUUGCACAGUGCAUAAACUAUGGCACUCUCUCCCACAGGAGGCAAGUAUGGUUACCGACCUAGAUGACUUUAAAAGAGGAUUAGACAAAUUCAUGGAGAAGAGAGCUAUCAAUGGCUACUAACCAUGAUGGUUAUGCCUCCAUAGUUGGAGGAAGCAAUGCUUCUGAAUACCAGUUGCUGGAAACCACAGGGAGUGAGAGUGCUCUUGUGCUCAAAUCCUGCCUACAGGUUUCCUAGAGGCACCUGGUUACUGUGAGAACAGGAUGCUGGACUAGGUGGGUCUUGUACCUGAUCCAGCAGGCUCUUCUUAUGCUCUUAUAUUCUUGACCAGGGGGAGGGGGGACCCAUUCCUCAUUUGCAAAAGUUAAUUAAUUUACACAUGACUUAAUUGGCCAUUGGCCGGCCUUGAAAGUGAACUGAAACAAGCAGAGAAGCAAACCCAAUAGACCAAAUUAAAAAAUAAAGAAAUGUCUGGCCUGAUGCCAGUGCAACAUAAGAUUAGGCUAAUAAGAUGGCUGAACUUUUUAUCCCAUGGUACAUUUAAAGAUCUGUGCUCCACUGCUACAUGGUGUCCGUGCUGCUUCUGUCAAAGCAGCAGAUGAAAGGAACCACAACUUGAUGGCAUAGCUCAUCCUUUGUAUUUAGAAGGUCUGGGUUUCUAUCCCUAUCAUGUCCAAUUAAAAAUAUUUCCAACUGUACCCUUGGGAAGAUCUUGGAGAGGCAUUGUUAAGUAGGAAUAGAUGGUCCUGAGCUAUACAAACUAAAGAUCUGUUUAUGUUCUAUAAGUAGCUCAGAGCAACCUUCAUCUAUUGCAUCUGACUGGGACCCCCUAGGUGUUGUCAGAGCCAUGUUUCCAUCAGCUCCAGACAGCCUGGCUAAUGGUCAAGGAUGGUGGAAGUUAUUGCCAGCAGCAUCUAGAGGGUCCGUCCUUGAUCUAUUGAGGUAUCAUGCACAGCAGUUUUCAGCACUGCAUUGUGUUGAUCUGAAAUUCAUACCAUGAAAAAUCUGUCACACAGUCAAAGAGCUACUCAACGGUCUCUGAAUUCAAUAGGAUGUGGUUUUGUUCAUAUUAAGCUUCAGCUUUCCAUCCAGAUGUUAUUGACACUGUGAGAUGUUAAGAGCUUUAAGAAGAAUACAGAUUAUCUUUUUCUAUAAAGAUGAGGAUAAGAACGUUUAUACACACUCAGAAUUAAGCUGCAGAAUUAACCGCGUUGGCUUCUAACUAUGAAUAAUUGAAGUUUGAAGGUUUUUAUUCCCCAUGUUCUAAAAAUGUCAUAGAUGACUUGUCUGGAAGAGAAUUCCAAGCAAAGGGCAUCCUUUAGUACUGACACCAGUAAGCAGAGUAAUCAAAUGAAUAGACCCCCAAAUGGGCAUAUAUCAGAUUGCAGAACACAGGUUCAGAAUCAUGGAGAUCUUUCACGGGUUAAAAAUCUCACAAGAGUGAUCUAAAUGUUCGAGGCCAUAGCUGAUGAUAGUGCACAACUCUUUUUCAGGCAUAGUAUUUGGAGUGAUAUGUACUUCCAUGGCCGUAGCAGCAUCGUUCAUGGGUCCUGUUGUGCAGGUAACUACAUAUUUUAAGAUGGUUGGUAUGAACUGGAGCCCCUGCGUGUAUCAGGAAUUUGUGUUCUCUCCCAUGAGAAGUGACAAUCCAGCACCUUUAGUACACAAAGUUUGUCUGGCCACAGGAGAGACCAGAGAGCUCCAGCCCAAAGGGAGCUCCACAUACCCAUGGGUCUGCUGCUACUAGGAACCCCUGCCCACAUUCUUUUCUGCAUUAAUUCUUUUCCUUGUGUGGAUAAGCAGGAUGAAAUAUCACUCUUCUAUUUGGUCAAAACUAAGAUCCAGUCUUUUUCUUAGUCUGAAUAUGUUGAAACAAAAUGGGAUCCUUGGAGAUAUGAGCAAAUACCCAGUCCAGCAACCCUCGUGUGUAACAACGGGCUGGAUUUUCCAGUAUCGUUUCAACUUGUAGGGUCUGCCCUUGAACAAGCAAACUGUUGGCAUUGCAAGUUAGACCCUGGGGAGUGCUCUCCCUCAUGUCCAUCACAGGGCCUCCUCAAUGCACACAGGAUAUUCAGAAAGAUUAUUUUUACAUGCUUUCAGGCAUGUGUCUGGGUCUCGAGGAACAUGCUAUUAGAACUGCUAGCCAAUUAAGGAAAUUAUUAGUUGCUUAAUGAUAUAAUUGAUUGAUUAAAUCAUUGCAUGUGAUUUCUUAAAUUUUGAUGUAUUGAUUAAAUGUUGCAUAUGAAGGAGAGGGAGAAAUCAUGCUUCCUUUGUUUUAGAUUAAUGGUGGCAGACCUGUGGCUCACAGAUAUUGCUGGACUUCAACACCCAUCAGCUUCAACCAGCAAAGUCAACAGUUAGGGAUGAUGGGAAUUGUAUUUCCACAACAUCUGGAGAGCCACAGGUGGAGAAUAUUUUUCAGCAUAAAGGCUGCAUUCUCUCUUGGGGCUGCAGGAGUAGUGGGUGGGGCCAAAGCCACACACACUUCUCUUCCAUCCAUCCACACUGAUUCUUAUAUCAAGAAUACAUUAGGGGCACCUAUUUAGUUGAGGGUGGAAUGCGCUGCCAUAAUGUAUUGAUUCAAAAAGCUAAUUCCCCUUCCAUACCUUACUAUUUAUAGAGGAAAUAUAAGAACUCCUUUUUUAAAACUUGUAAACAGAUUUGUUUAUUUUUUUAACUCUGUCAAGAAAUGGCACACAAAGAAGAAAUAGAAAAAGCAUGUUCUCUGAGAUAAGAAAUUGAAAGAACCAUUAUAGAAGGAUGCUGGAGAGACACUUGAUGACAAUAAAUAGCUUUCUAAAGCAUCUUUUGUGCUUCCUUUCAACAGGCUUCACUUAGCAUUCAUGGGAUGUGCGGGGGACCUAUGCUGGGAUUAUUUACACUAGGGAUCAUUUUCCCCUGUACCAACUGGAAAGUAAGUAAUAAGAAUCACAUUUUCAAGGCAGCUCAUUUCACUUACAGUAUUUGUUCUUGCCAAUCAAUCAACCAAUUAAAGCAAUUUUUACCGCACUCUUCAGUGAAAACUCUCCCAGGGCAUCUUACAGCAAUCAGUCAUGAGAUAGUUCGUGCCCUCAGGUUGGCAAUCUAAAAGACAUAAAACACAAAAUGGAAAAGGGAUUGAGAGGGAAGAGGCAGGAAAAGAAGAGGCCAAUUUAGGCAUUAGAUCUUAGUCGCAAAGUUCUUACAGUGACCAGCUGGAUUAGAAUCAGAUGAAAGUGAGGAGGAGCCAAAAGUUGGUCUGUCUGUGGCAUUACUUUCCAUUUCUCUCUGUGCUGCAACCUGACGGAAUGCCUGCUGCUGGGUGAUAGAUGAUGGAAGGAGCAGCUGGAUGGAGCUGGAUUUGCAGCAGAGCUGCUUCCUUACUAAUACUCUGCUGCAUCCUGGUGGAGUGGCUGUUGCUGGAGAGGAAGGAGAGGAAAAGCUUGGUGGAGCUGGUGUCUGAGUAACACUGACUGAUUGGCCUGCUGUUAUUACUGGUUUUAGUGCUGGUGCAAAACCUAGCAAACACUGCAUAUGAAAAACAUACAGUAACCUGGUUCUCAUUUAGUUUUCCCCCAUAAACACACCAUUUCACCAAGCAGACCACUGAGAGGGGUAAUUCUGUAUGGUUAAGGGUUGUAGUACAUUCUAUAUGUUAGCCGUGGGGGACCAUCUAGCCUGUGGCUCAUAUUAGCACUAGUUGGGGACCUAAUCUGGCUGUAUUCCCCAAGCCACACGAAACUGUGUCCCAUGUGGGGUAGGAACAAUAGGGAGCCUUCAAAUGCAAUCCCACUUCUUUGAAAGCAGGGCUUGCUGUUAUUUUUGAUCAGCUGAUGUACAUUGAUAACAAGCCCUGCUGUGAUCAGCUGCACUGGGGAUUUCAGGAACUCCCUAGUGCAGCCAAUCCCUGCCCAAGCAGGGCUUGCUGGCAGCACUGAUCUGUUCAUCUGUGCUGACAGUAAGGCCUGCAGGAGUCAGCUAUGUUUGUAAGUUCCUGAUUGUGAGCUUCCAAUGCAGCCAAUUCCUGGUAAAAGUACAGGAUUGCAUGUCCCACUUUGGGUAGGCAUCUUCUUUUGCAGCCCAGCCCAAGUUCAAGCUGAGCUGCAAAGGAAAAAGGAAAGAACCGGAAAUGCAACUAGAAAAGGGGUUCUUUCCUUUGAAUUUGGGUUAUUUGAUAUCAUCCAUGACCCAUGGAGGGUUUAGGAUCUGGUCUAUUCCCCACUGUGAUAUAGAGAUGACACUGAAAAUGUGCUCCAGAGAUGAGCAACCCCUUUUCCAGCUGAUAAUGCUGGCAAGCACUUUACCCUGUGACUCUCCAAUAAUACUGUGUAUGUCUAAUUUUCUUUUGUGAUUUAAGGGUGCUUUGGGAGGUCUCCUUACUGGAAUCACCUUGGCAUUUUGGGUUGGCUUUGGAGCUUUUGUGUACCCUGCUCCAGCUGCAAAGGCCCUUCCAUUAUACCUCUCCACAGCUGAGUGCACUGUCAAUAAUACAGAGACUGUACCCACUAUGUUCCCUACCUCAUCUCCCAUCAGGUAAGAUCCUCUCUCAGCUGCUCUCCUUCCAAGCUACAAUAUGGAGACAACUGUGAUUAGCAGUAGUUUUUAAGCAAAUGUGGUUGGCUACAGAAUAGUUUAAUUAGAAAGUGCAACUCUUCCCUUUGCUACUAUUUUGUUGGGCUCAAUCCCCAGCUAUAUUAAAAUCCUGGAUUUCUCAAUUUAUUUCAAUGAGCAGCACUGGGGACAUUUACAAAAUGCCAUCGAGUUUUUAGGGGGCUAUUUGGAUCAUCUCCCCACCUCCCACCCCAUGAAUUAUGGUGGGUUGUUUUUGUUUUUUGUUUUGCCCCAUAAUGAUUGUCCAUACUUCUGCAAAACAUGGGCUUCUGCUGAGUCUUCUGCCCUUGCGUGUGGGUGUUGCACAAUGGUGGUCAUUCUUCUCUGGAGCUGGGAAUUAGAAGGUAUGAUAAAUUAACCAAUUCUUGCUCAGAGUGGUCAUAUAUAUUGACUGUCCCUCAAAUUUAUCAUCCUAGGCCACAUCUGGCGGAGACGUGGUAUUCUCUCUCCUAUCUUUACUAUAGUGCUGUUGGGUGUCUUGGAUGUAUUGCUGCGGGGCUUCUGAUCAGUUUGGUUACAGGUCAGUUCUUUACUGGUUUUUGUGGUCCGGACUCUGACAUUGUUUUCUUCUACAAAAUUGAUACUAGCUUUUCCAUAAUAAUAAUAAUAAUAAUAAUAUUUUAUUUGUAUCCUGCCGUCCCCGACCGAGGCCAGGCUCAGAGCUGCUAACAUCAUAAAAACAACACAAUAAGCAUAAAAACAGACAUCAAUUAAUUAAAAUACAUCUUAAAAUUAAUUCAGACAAGUUAAAAUCCGGGCAGCUGGCAAUUAUCAGGGUGGAAUUGAGAGUGGUUAAUAAUUGCCAGGACCAACUGUUUCCACUGAUCAUACAAGGACCUGAGAGCGGGUUGGGGCCUCCUUCAGGCUUGAUUUAUACAAAGGAAAAUAAGACAAACUGCAUCCUGUCCCAAGGCCUGGCGGAACAGCGCCAUCUUGCAGGCCCUGCAGAAAGAUGUCAAAUCCCACAAGGCCUGGUCUCUUGUGGGAGAGCAUUCCUCCAGGCUGGGGCCAUGGCCGAAAAGGCCCUGGCUCUAGUUGAGGCCAGUCUAAUUUCCCUGGGCCCGGGAUCUUCAAGGUGUUGUUAGCAGACCGUAACGUCCUCUGUGGGGCAUACCAGAAGAGGUGGUCCUGUAGGUACGAGGGUGCACUUUGAAGUGCACAGGAUGAGUGAUUUGCCUUUAAGUGAGCUGUAUGUUCUCAAGGCUGAUUCAACUUUCAGUCUGAGCUUCAAUUUCUCAGAACUCAUUUUUUUGUGAGAAUUUUUUUUGACGUUUUCUUGUUCUCCUAGAAAAUGAAGGCAACUUUGCAGAAUUUUAUCGGAAUAUUCUCCACCAUUUGUGUGUGAGGGGGAUGGCCACCAUUCCCCCACCCACCCAUCUACCCACCUAGUGUACUAAAAAGUCCAAGAUAUGAUAAUGCAAAAUGGUGGCCAGGUAGACAAUGUCAUUGCUGAUGCUGCUGAUACCAAACAUCCUGCCAAUCCUUCCGCCAUGGCUGCUAGGCUGUGGAUGUGGAGGCAGCUCUGCAAAAUCUCAUGUGCCCAGGUUGGGGAUAAGGAUCUCAGCUCUUCUCUAGCAUUUUGUUAGCCUUUUUCUGGAAAUCAGCAAUAAUUCCAAUUAUCACAGAGUGGCUGAUCAAGCUAAAACAAGCAGUUGAAACUGACAAGUUGAUAAAACACAGAGAUCAAUACAAAUGUGCUUAACAGAUUAUUAUGUAGCAGCAGAGGAACCUUUAGGUUUAAGGGCAGAAUGCAAAUUCUAUAAAUAAGGUUCAUUACAAAAAAACCCCACCCCAACCCAAAUUCCUAGUUGAACUGGGGAACAUGGACUCUAUUCAUUUUGUGCUAGACUAGUCAGUGUGGUUAUAAAAGAAUAGAUCUAUGUUUUGUUUCAUAUUAUCAAAUGUUUGCAUAGAAUAUUAUUAUACAAAAUAAACAACAGCAUUUUGAUAGAUGCUUUGACUAUUACUUUCUUCUGCCAAGGUCCAAAUAAAGGAGAAGAUAUCAAGCCACUCUUAAUUCGUCCUGUCUGCAACCUGUUUUGCUUCUGGUCUCAUAAAUGCAAACACUUGUGCUGGUGUGGAGUGGACCAUGAUGACAGCAAAGCACUUCACGUGAGACUCUUUCCUUAUAAGCCUCCCAUAUUUCCUGCAAUUGCUGGACUCUGGACUCCAUUAAACCCACAAGCCCAUUUAGGUUGAGUGCAUUAUCAUAAUAUGUGCUUCCAAACCUGAUAACAGAACUUAUAUUUUUAAAGCCACCUGUAUAGCAGAUCAAUUCACCAUCAUGAGAAACUUGUACAGUGGGUUGGUUAACACAAUCAGCCGGGAGCCAGCGCUAAUUGAAAUGCACAUUUCAUGGCAAUAUGGCCAAUAUGGUCCAGUAUGCUACUCUUCCGAACGGAAAUAUCUAAGAGGCAGGUUUCUGAAGGGAUACUAGAUUGAGGAUUGUGUUGUCAGCUGCUUGCUGCUGAAACAAACACCAUUAGAGUAACCCCCCAGUAGCAGUUGAGUAUUUAAUGCAAUUUGGUUGCUGAUGGAAGAGACAAUUUUCAAACACUCCCAUAGUUCCAGAGUUAACAGGAAAGGACAUAUUGUUCUAUAAUUAUGUUGGACAGCAACAUCAGUUUUCCAACCAGUAUAGGAUCGGGGCUUUUUUUUCAGCUGGAACUCAUCAGAACUGAGUUCUAUCACCUCUUUUUCUAGAAAAAAAUGGCCUAUAUAUGAUGAUUCAUAUACAAGCAUAAAUUUACACCACCUGUUACUCAUCUGUUACUCAUAAAACACUUAAAAUAACAUAUAAUCGAAAAAAGCUAAGCUUUGUUUUUAUUUUAUUUUUUGUAAAUUGCAAUUGCUAAUGCAUAUGAUCGUCAUGGAAUAUACAAUAUUCAUAGAAUAUUUCAGUCAUGUUACUUUAACUAUAUUUCUAGAAAUAGGUGUUGGUGAAUGUCAUCUAUAACCUCCCCCCCAAAAAAAAAGACUUUUGGCACAAGCCAUAUCUAGAAAAGCUUUAUCCCAAAUAUUUCUUUGUGGUUCUUAAAUGUGUAGUUCUAUAUGAAAGCCAAUGCAACCAGUUCGUUUAUAUGCCAGAAAAGGAACUCACUUGCAUCAGCCCAUCCUCCCAGGUUUCACUCACAUCCCUCUCAGUUUCCAUAGCUGCUCCCUCUACAGCUUCCCAAUCCUUGUCUGACAGUUUAUGACCUUUUUGUAUGUAUAAGGAUCCCUCCAGAUGAGCUAUUUAUUCAUCGUUCAUUCUGAUUUGUUUAUGGGGUGUGUGUGUGCAUAACAAUGGCCAUUCAUUCUGCAUUUGUCCUUAUUUGCAAAUUCAUCAUUUGUUCAUCCCAGAGCAUUUCCCCAUUACUUUCCAAACCACAAAAAACUCAUGUGUGUUUUAAGUGGAUUUGUUGUUCUAGAGUGCUAUAGAAUCAUAGAACUGUAGGGUUGGAAGGGACCAUGAAGGUAAUCUAGCGCAGGAAUCUUUUUGCCCAACAUGGGGAUUGAGCAUAAGAGUCUCAGACUCUACCAUCUGAGCUAUUUAGCUUCCUAAUAAUCCACUUUAAAUGUGCAAACCUAAAGUUCUGGUAUGUACUUGUAUACUCAUAUUCAUAUGCGGUUGGGGCCAUUACAAGCGGGAAUGGAAACUAAUCCACUUCUUGACUUAACUGUCCUUCCUUCUUCUUCUUUUUACAUUAUUUCUCAGGAGGGAUCAGAAGAUGAUCUGCAUAAAGGUCUUGGAAAGAAGGCAGAAGCAAAUGAUGCCCUUGCAAAUGGAUUCAAUAAAGAAAUGCUGGGUCACUUACCUGGUUACAACCCAAGUGAAAAAUCCUACACUAAUACAAGCAUAGAGACGGAAUCUUACUUUUAGGAUGUACAGGGAAAAGGUCAUCCUGCUAACAAUAGGAAUGGUAUGGAAUUGCCCAAACUUUAGGAAAACAAAUCAGUGGCACUACGAGUAGCUGAGGAGGCAUUUAAUUAUAAUUUAGAGGGUUAGCAGGUGCAUUUAUUUUUAUUUUCAGAAGCCAUUUUAUAACAUGGAAUUUUUUUCUAAGACUCAGUGGUGGUGAAUGUGGCGAGAGAAAAUAUGGAAAGUGUGUUUUUCAGGAAGAAUUUAGAGUGUUAACUGCACGCUCCAAAGUUUUUUUUAUUUUAAUCGCCUUGUAUUUUUCGCCGGUGCAACUUGGGUAUUCAUCUCCCAUUGAUCCUAACAUGGAAUUCUAAAAUAUGAACUAUGCUACAGAUGCAUAUUUCCUGACCACUGCAGUGUCAUUGUAGAGUUUUUCCUCUGGAGUACCAUAGGUUGCUUAAUAAAGUACUUGCAG
This is a messenger RNA of Podarcis lilfordi (Lilford's wall lizard), 20970 nucleotides long. NCBI's taxonomy places the organism in Eukaryota, Metazoa, Chordata, Lepidosauria, Squamata, Lacertidae. The record is from the annotation of a GenBank genome assembly.